This is a messenger RNA of Penicillium canescens, 912 nucleotides long. RefSeq names its product poly(ADP-ribose) glycohydrolase isoform. The record is from RefSeq and is a predicted model, not a curated record. Lineage: Eukaryota; Fungi; Ascomycota; Eurotiomycetes; Eurotiales; Aspergillaceae. Bases 1 to 912 code for a protein of 303 amino acids. The transcript is spliced from 3 exons.
AUGUCAUCCGAAGAUGCUCCUUGGGUCCUCGCCCUCGAUGGCGUCGAAUGCCGCAUCUGCGGACAUUCGAUAAAGCUCCACAUCUCAACAGCCCGUACCGCAGGCCCUCGUGCCAGCCGAGCUAUGCACGGCGAAACUCGAACCAUGCACGCAGCGUGUUGGAAGAUUGUCGAGCGCAUCUGGAAAUCCGAGUUUACCAUGGCUGAAUUGGACGGUUUUCUCGAUGUUUCAUCGGAUCUCGCACCUUUCCUGCCUGAAAUGCCUUACAAAGUGUCUCCGAUCGAGAUCGACGCGGGCCUUACAUCGGAAAUAUCGGGACAAACAUCUCAUCAAAAUAGCAUUACUAUUUCCGCUUCUGAGGGUUUUUUAACCACCUUGGAAACAGAGGGAUUAAAAAAGCCGAUGCUCCCCGAUAUGAGGCAUUAUGCUCUUCCGUCGGACUUGGACCGCCAUGUUCGCCGAUGGCUCUCAGACUCUGAAGCCGAGGACGUUGAAUCCCUGCAAAAUCCCACUUUGGGUUACUGGUCAUCGGUCGCAAGGAUGUUAGAAAACCAUCCUCAAUUCUCGAACGUACCUCCCGCAGAGGUCGCAGAGGAUAUUACGCAAACUCUGAAACAUCUCUAUGACGGAGGGCUCGGUUGUUUUCCUCAUCUGGCCAACUACGAUUCGGUGCACGCCAACGCGAUGACCAUCGUUCUAACGCUGCUAAGGCUCCCACUUGAAGAUAUCCAGGGGGGUGCCGAUCUGAAAGGGAAGAGAGCGAGGCUGCAGUUGUCAAGAAGCAUAAAGUUGCCACCCGCCCUAGACUCGCCUGCGAAGCUGAAAUUGCAGUUAUCGACCCUUCGUCGACAGAUUUAUGUGGAGGAAGCGCCGAUCGGAAUGCAGAUCUCGCAGCAGAUCCUGACGACGUGA